GUGAGCGUUUUCAGCAUGGACCGCCCAGAUGAAGGGCCGCCAGCCAAGGCUCUCCGCUUAAGCGAUCCCGAAUCCCCUCCGAGCGACACACAGCCGCCGCCGCCGCCGCUCCUACGGCUGCCCCUGCCUCCACCUCAGCAGCGCCCGAGGCCCCGUGAAGAAACCGAAGCAGCACAGGUGCUGGCCGACAUGAGGGGGGUGGGCUUGGGCUUGGGCCCUGCUCUGCCUCCCCCGCCGCCCUAUGUCAUUCUGGAGGAGGGGGGCAUCCGCGCGUACUUCACCCUGGGUGCUGAGGGUUCCGACUGGGAGCCAGGGUUCGAAUCUGGGUUCGGGGAUCCUGCCCCCCCUCCGGGGAACCUGGAAGCACUCACUGCUGAGGAUGCUUCUGCGGGAAGCGUGGAAAUUGAUUUUCAGGUCGUGGAACCCAGCAGCUUUUCUGAGGAGAAGGCCCUAGAAACCUGUAGCGCAGGGGGGUGGGAGCCCCAGAUGUUAGCCACCUCCCAGGGGGGAGAAGAGGCUGUCAUUUUAGUAGAAGACGAUGAUGAGGAUGAAAAGGAAAGUGUGAAGAAGAAGAGGAGGAGGAGGAGACGGAGACGGCAGAGGAAGGUGAAGAGGGGAAUCAAAGAGGUGGAUGCUGAGAAGAUAGAGUGUGUCCUACACGCACUGGAGAAUGUUCAGCUGGACCUGGAGGCGGUAAACAUCAAGGCAGGCAAGGCCUUCCUCCGUCUCAAGCGCAAAUUCAUCCAAUUGCGAAGGCCCUAUCUGGAGCAAAGAGAUCUCAUCAUCCAGGACAUCCCAGGUUUCUGGAUCAAAGCAUUCCUCAACCACCCCAGAAUUUCAAUGCUGAUAAAUCAACGUGAUAAAGACAUCUUCCGCUACUUGACCAACCUGCAGGUUCAGGAUCUCAGACAUAUCUCCAUGGGCUACAAAAUGAAGCUGUACUUCCAGACAAACCCCUACUUCACAAACACGGUGAUUGUUAAGGAGUUCCAGCGCAGCUGCUCAGGGCGUCUGGUGUCUCAUUCCACCCCAAUACGCUGGCACCGAGGUCAAGAACCCCAGGACCAGGAACCCCAGGGCCGCAAGAUGAAGAAUCAGCAAGUCAAACGCAGCUUCUUUAGCUGGUUCUCAAACCACAGCCUCCCAGAGACUGACAUCAUUGCUGAUAUUAUCAAGAAUGACCUGUGGGUUAACCCUCUGCGCUAUUACAUGAUGGGAGAAGGAGGCUACAGGGCAAACAAAAAGAAGCAAGAAAAGAGGAAAAGGAAAAACAGGAACGGAUACAAGGUGGUGAUCUUAGAAGACUAUGAUGACUAUCACAUAGUAAAAGACGUUAUUGAUGACACUUCAGACAGUGAUUUUUCUGACUUUGAGUACUUUCAUGGUAUCAGAAUCUCCGAUUUCAUGGAGACCACUGAUUGCUUUGAUACCACUGACAGUGAUAUAACUGAAGAGAACCUAUGUGACCACAAUGAGAACCACAAGAUAGAGGCCGCCGAUGAUGAUGACAACCCCAAAGACAAUCAAAUCAUUGAUAACGAGAGCUUUGAUGAUGAGACCACUGAUGAAGAGGGUCCUGGUAACAACAGUGAAAACUCUGAUUAUAACAAAGAGAAUCCUGACAUAUCUGGCAGCAGUGAUGAUGACAGCCACCACAUUGGUUAUAAGAAACCCAAAGGGGGCAACCUGAAUAGCAGUGGCAGCAACCAGGACAGCAGCGAAAGUGCAAUUGAGUUCAGUGAUAAUGACAGUAGUGAAGGCAGUGAUGAUGAUGAUGGCAAUGAAGGUGAUGAUGAAAGCAGUGGUGAUGAUGAUGACAAAGACUUUGAAGAUUCAGAGAAUGACAGUGAAUAUUUUGCCAAGAAUCAGGCUAACCGCAACAACCAGAAUGAUGAUGAGGAUAAGGUAGAGAACUUCCUGGAAUCCUCUGUGGAAGAAGAGGAGCCUGACACUGAGGAAGGCAGCAAGCAAGAAGAUGAGGAAAACAGUGAAGAGGAAAGAAGCUGUGAGGAGGAUGUAUUUAAAGAGAUAGAGCGAGAGGAUGACAUAGUAGCAUCUGAUAUGCAGGAGGUGCUUCUGGUCCAAAACACCUGGGUGGGCCCAGGAAAGAACAGCGGCAGAACCGUAUAAACAGUUUGAGAUUACUCCUAUGGGAGUGAGGAGUCUCUCUGCAUCCCACUCCACCUGCCCCAUCUGCCCACUCCUUCUGCUUGGGUCACAGCGGCCCCAUAUUGCACUUCUGGGGGAUCAGCCGACUUCAUACACGGAUUUAAAGUUUAUUUUUAUGGUUUAGUAAUUGCAAAGUUCUUAAUUUGGAGGGGAGGGAAAGGGGGAGGGCCCUCUUCCAUUUGGCCCUCCUACCCUGCAGGCUUCUGUGUGCUGCUAAACGUGUAUAUAUUGUGUUGCCUUGAUCAGGGCCCCUUUAUCCCCCCUCCUCGUGCUGUAUUGAGUGGACACCCUUGAUCCCCAAUCGGGGAGGGCCAUUGUGGCCUUGGGGGGCUCUGUACUCACCCUGUUCUCCCAAGUCCUUAUCCUCUCCAUCUCUUGCCUUUUCUUGCUGUGCCAGCUAGCCUGCCUCUGUGUCUAUGCAAGGUUUUCCCCCAUUGCGGUACUCUUAUUCCCCUCCCCCAGAAGACCCUCCUCAUUCCCUUGAACCCCAUUAAUCCUAAUAAAAAUCAGAGCAAAUU
Molecule: messenger RNA, 2687 nt
Organism: Sorex fumeus (smoky shrew)
Lineage: Eukaryota; Metazoa; Chordata; Mammalia; Eulipotyphla; Soricidae
Gene: TSPYL2
Product: TSPY like 2
Exons: 7
Coding region: 16-2130 (704 amino acids)
Biological process (GO): nucleosome assembly
Cellular component (GO): chromatin; nucleus
Molecular function (GO): histone binding; chromatin binding
Source: RefSeq, a predicted model, not a curated record